CGCUGGGAGGUGGAUACCAGAUAGGGCUACACAUACAUUGGGUCACCCAUUAUACAGGACUCCCCUUUUACAGAAAGUGAAGCAGCGCGUUGUGCAGUAGGCCGACCGAUAUUGUGAAAGGGUGGAAGGACCGGGCAGAUGCCGCACAGUGCGUGAGCAUGAUGCUGUUUGUGGACUCUUGAAAUCUUGUUCCGGGUGGAGUUUGCCGGAGCCUCAGUGCAGAAGAUAGAAUGAAUGUGUUUACAGGAACAUAGCAUAAACAAGGCUUGGAAGUGAUGGCAAACUGUCGAGACCCAUGGUUGCCUUGGGUGACAGUCCGUCAUGAGUAUAUUGGCCACAGAGCCUACCAGGUCCCUUAUUCUGUUGCUGUCUGGGACAUAAAGCAACUUAUCUUUGAAGAAACAGACUUUCCUGUCACGGAGCAGCAGCUGGUUCACAAUGGGAGAGUGCUGGAUGACAGAGUGCAGAUUGGGACGCUUGUGCCCACAGGAAGCCCUGAAAUACGCAUAACACUGGAAGCAAAGGGCCUGAAAGGGGGAGGGCGGUUUGGACAGACGACACCACCAUUGGUUGAGUUUUUGAAAGAUAUUCUAAGAAGAUAUCCUGAAGGUGGACAGAUUCUAAAAGAGCUGAUACAGAAUGCUGAGGAUGCUGGAGCCACGGAGGUCAGGUUUAUGUACGAUGAGACAGAGUAUGGAGUGGAGUCACUUUGGUCACCUGACAUGGCUCAGUAUCAAGGAGCUGCCUUGUAUGUGUACAAUGAUGCAGUGUUCACAACUGAAGAUUGGAAUGGGAUUCAGGAGAUAGCAAGGAGCAGAAAGAGAGAGGAUCCAUUGAAAGUUGGACGGUUCGGUAUUGGGUUCAAUUCUGUGUACCACAUAACAGAUGUGCCCAGCAUAUUCAGUGGAGAACAAAUUGGAAUGCUGGACCCUCACCAGACACUGUUUGGGACCAAUGAGACUGGUCAGUGUUGGAACUUGAAGACAGACAUGAAGGAGAUCACAGAGCUCAUUGACCAGUUUGCACCCUACAUAGGCUUAUUUGGGAGUACAGGAAAAACCAUUAAGGAUGGCAGCUUCUCUGGAACCCUCUUCCGCUUUCCCCUCCGCAUUAGACCCUCCCAGCUGAGUUACAACAUCUAUAACAAAGAGAAGGUCCUGGAGCUCUUUGAGUCUUUCAAAGCUGAUGCUGACACAGUGCUCCUCUUCCUCAAGAGUGUUCAAAAGGUCUCUCUGCAUCUGCGUGAAUCAGAUGGUACAGAACGUAUGCUCUUUCAGGUUACGGCUGGAGAGAACCCAGACGACAAGCUGGAGCGGCCCAACUCAUUGAAGACCCUGGGCCAGGCCACAGACAGCUACAACAAUGGAGUGCCCAGCAGUACUGUUACUUGCGCAACCUACCAGGUCAACAUUGAAACCCAGGACGAGACAACCAAGGAGACCCAAAGGACCACAUGGCUAGUCUGUAACGGUGUGGGGGGCAGAGGAUUGUGCAGUGAUUUGGACUCCCUGGCAGAUGAUCUGAAGUUCAUUCCAACCAUCGGCAUUGCCUUGCCUCUUACUCUCAUUGACGAGGGAAAGGAAGCCACAUCUGGUUUCUCUGGUCGAGCCUUCUGUUUCCUGCCUCUUCCCCCUGGGGAAGAAAGCUUGACUGGACUGCCAGUCCACGUCAGUGGCUUUUUUGGCCUAACAGACAACCGCAGAAGCAUCAAAUGGCGGGAGGUGGACCAGUGGAGGGACCCUGCAGCUCUCUGGAACGAGCUCCUCAUCGUGACAGUCAUCCCCAGGGCCUACUUCACCCUUAUCAUGGAGGCCAUCAAGAGGAUCCAAAACAAGACAGACCAAGACUUCACACUCUCUCCCAGAGGCACCUACGGGGCCUGGCCUGACCCCAACCGGAUCAAGCCUCGCUGGAAGCCUAUACUGGAGCCUCUCUUUCAUGACUUGUUACAGCAAAAGGUCAUCAACACUCUUACUAACAGCUGGAUCCAGGUGGACGAGGCUGUGUUUUCAGAGCUGGACACAGAUGCAGACACCACAGAGACUGUGAUCAGCUACCUUCAAAGCUCAGGGAUGCAGGUGGCUAGAGUGCCUGCCACUGUGGAUGUAGUCCUGAACUCUUACAUGACUGGGCCUGCAUGUGUGAACAAGGUGAACCCUUCCCUGGUGCGCCAGGUCAUCAGGAAGGCCAAACACAAAGUUUCCUCUCAGGAAAAGCUGCUUCUGCUCGAGUUUGUCCUUAGUGACAGGGGUUACAGUGAACUCAUUGGACUGGAGCUGCUGCCUUUGCAAGAUGAGACAUUUGCAGCAUUCUCCUCCUCUGUCAAUGAUAAGGAUGCUAUUUACAUCCCUUCUGAAGAGUUCCCCAGGUCUCUCUACCCUGGACUGGAGGGAAGAUUCAUAAUGGAGGGCAUUAAGCCGUCCAUUAUGAGCAGCCUGAAGGACGCUGCCAAAAGCAGAGUUCAGCAAUUCCUUUGGGGUUGUUCUGGAAGACCCUGCACUCAGGUUCAAAUGUUAACACCAGAACGGUCUUCUCGACUCAUAAAAGAGAUCCUCUCAAAAGCCUGGCCUACCAGAGAAUUCACAGUCCAAUGGGACCCUGGGAACCGAGAGAAAAAGCAUCCUACACUGUCUUGGUUGAAGAUGAUUUGGAAGCAUCUUUAUAUUAACUUUGCUGAUGACCUUAGUACCUUUGAAGAUAUGCCUUUGAUCCCAAAUGUGCCACUGGAGGAAAGUGCAGGCUUAAUCGAGCUCCAUCGUCUUAAAACUCCAUCCCCUAUUAUCAUUGCAGAUGAGGACACCCCACUUUCCGAAAGCCUUCUUGAAAUCAUGAAAAAACUUGGAGUAGUAAUGAUGAAAAAGUUGGAUCUUUGUUUGCAGCACCCUCUACUGAAGAACUACAUUCAUCCUUCAUCACCCAGUAUGCUAUUGCAAAUCAUGGACAAGUCGUCAACCCAGAGAGUGGCCAGCCUGGUCUCAUCCUUCUCUAGCAAACAAAAAGUUGCACUGAGAGACUUCCUGGCAGGGCUGUCUGACAUUACAGAAAAAGAGAAGCGUAUCCUGUUGGAGCUUACCAUCUUUGAGAAAAUAGGGCCACUUUCAGAAAAAAGCAUCCCAACAUAUACCUCUCUGAGAGGAGCAAGGGCAUUACACCAUACAGCCAAGUAUCCACCAGAUGUCAGGCUAUCUAUUAACCUUGUGGGCUGUAGUGAUGAGGCAUCAAUUCGUCUCAUUAAGAUGCUGAACGUGGAGCAGGUGAAAACUACUGACUGUUUGAAAUUGGUUAUUCAAGAUAUAGAGAGAGGAUUUUACUCAAAAGAAGAGAUCACAAAAAUUAUGCUUUGGGUCCUUAAGCAUAUGUCAUUCCUAAAGAAUGAAAACAAAUCUGUGAUUGGAUGGCUUUCUUCUCUGAAAUUCAUUUAUACAUCUGCAGGAAAAUCUGUUGCGGCUACCGACCUUUUUGACCCUGAGCUGGAGAUUUUGCAGACUCUGUUCUAUAUGGAGAAGAAUAGGUUUCCCACAAGUACAUAUACGGCAUCUCCUGAUAUCCUUCAUUCACUGAGACAACUUGGACUGAAAAAUGAAGUCCAACUCAUUGAAAAGGAUGUACUUCAGGUGGCACGAAAGAUAGAGGAAUUACAGGGUGGCAAUGAGCCAGAAUGGGAACCAAUUAUACAGAAAGCGAAAACACUGCUGCAAAUACUGAACAGACAAACCAAGCUGGUAAAGUCUUCGGAAGCUCAGAUAUCCUUGCAAAAACUGAAAUGGGUUCCAGUCUGCAAGGACAGACCUGUAAAUUACCCAAAGUCCCUUGCCUGGAUGGGAGACACCCAUAACAUUUGUUCAUUCUCAGAAAUGUGUGAUAUAUCCCAUGCAGUUCUUGUAGGAUCUUCAGUUGCACUUGUUGAGCGCACUUCAGCUGGUAUGAAGAAGGCCCUGAAGUUAUCCACAGAGCCACUGAUUGAUCAAGUGUUACAGCACUUAAAGGCUGUGAAUGACUGGCACAGAUCGCAAGCAUUUACCACAGAAGACUGGUAUCAAUUCCAACAAAUCCUUAUUGAGAUUUAUGACUUCAUGCAAGCACACCUUGAAGAUGCAAGAGAGGCAAUGAAGUCAUUGCCAUUUGAUUGGGUGUGGACUGGCAAGACAUUUUCAUCACCCUGCCACACAGUUCUAAAACCCAUUCCUGACCUUGAUUUGCAGCCCUACCUGUACUCUUUGCCAAAGACCAUUGCAAAGUUUCACAGACUUUUUAAAUUCUGUGGUUCAGUUGAAGAGGUUAUCCCAAACCAUGUUUUUGAUGUGAUCAAAACAAUAAGAAAAAGGUGUGAUGAAAAAAUGACUAAAGAGGAAAGUAAGCAUGAUCUUCUUCUUAUGAUAAAUAUUUUACGAUGGCUGUAUAACAGUCAAAUUUCUGUGGACAUUGACAUGCAUGUACCAAUCCUUUGCUACAAGGACCCAAACAAACUUGCCAUGAAACCAAUUCAUGAAUGCACCUACUGUGACAUUAAAGUAGAGGAUCUACAUGACUUACUUGAUGACACGUCUGAGCCCAUUAUCUUAAUCCAUGAUGACAUCCCCAUGAAAACAGCAGAAUGGCUGAAUGUGCCAUGUUUGAGUACCAGGCUGAUAAACCCAGAAAACCUUGGCUUUGAACAAUCAGGCCAACGGGAACCUCUGACAGUGAGAAUAAAAAAUAUUUUAGAAGAAUAUCCAUCUGUUGCAGAUAUUUUCAAAGAACUUCUUCAGAAUGCUGAUGAUGCUAGUGCUACAGAGUGUAGCUUCCUGAUAGACAUGCGAAAGAAUAUUGAAAUUCGAGAGAACUUGCUUGACCCUGGAAUGAUUAUAUGCCAUGGCCCGUCUUUGUGGUCAUUCAACAAUUCUACAUUCUCUGACACUGAUUUUCUGAACAUAACAAGAUUAGGUGGGUCAAUGAAGAGAUGUGAAGCAGACAAAGUUGGCAAAUUUGGCCUUGGAUUCAACUCUGUUUACCACAUCACUGACAUCCCAAUCAUAAUGAGCAGAGAAUUCAUGAUCAUGUUUGAUCCAAACAUCAACCACAUCAGCAAGCAUAUUAGAGACCGGUCAAACCCGGGAAUCAAGAUCAACUGGAGCAAACAACAGAAACGCCUGCGAAAGUUCCCCAAUCAAUUCAAACCCUUCAUCAAUGUCUUCAACUGCCAACUUCCUCUUGCCCAAGAGUGUCCAUACAAGUAUGAUGGAACGCUGUUCAGACUUCCCUUCCGAACAGAGCAAGAAGCAUCCGUAAGUGAAAUCAGCAGCAUCUACUACAACACCACAGAUAUCUACUCCCUUGUUGAUGAGUUCAGCAUGUGUGGCCACAGGUUAAUCCUCUUCACACAGCAUGUCGGCUCAAUGGUACUGAAGUACUUGAAAUAUGAAGAGCCCAAUCCAGCAGCAGCACAGGAUGUUGUUACUAUCAACAAAAGUGUUUGGUCAUCCAAAGCUGCAUAUGGACCGCUAAGCAUCCUGAAAUCUGCAGCAAAAGUAAUGAAAAAGGUAGCUGCCACCAACAGGGUACCGGCUGACACUCCCAAGUCUGGCUGCAUUAUACGCAUUGUGGUGGAGGAGUUUCACAAUGUGUUUAAGCGCAUAGUUGAUCUCCAGUCCCCCCUCUUCAGAGGUUCAGAAGAGGAUCCGUCAUCAUACUUUGAAAUGGCUGCCAAAGAUGGAAAAAACAGACGACUCACAGAUGAAAUGCCACAAAAAGCUGUUGAGUUAACAAACUGGCUCAUUUGUUCAUGUAUGGAUGUGACUGAAGCACUUAAAUUUUCCCUUGGUGAGAGCGGAAAACGACUUGGACUAGUCCCUUGUGGGGGUGUAGCUGUUCUGCUUUCAGAAGAGGAGAAUCGAAAAUGGACAGUAAAGGCAAAUACCAACCACACCAAUCCAAUAGGAGAAGUGUUUUGCUAUUUGCCUCUCAGAAUCAAAACAGGCUUGCCAGUCCAUAUAAAUGGUUGUUUUGCUGUGACAUCUAACCGUAAAGAAAUCUGGAAGACAGACACCAAAGGACACUGGAAUUCAGUGUUCAUGAGAAAUGUGAUUGUUCAGGCAUACUUAGCAGCACUCAGUAUGCUCCGUUCAAUGGCAGAAAGUGGAGAACUGCUUGACUAUAGCUACUACGUAGCAUGGCCUGAUCCAAGUGUAGUACACAAUGACUUCACAGUGAUCAGCCAAGGAGUCUAUCAAGAAAUUGCGAAAGGCGGUGACUGUGAACAUGCAAAAGUUUUUUCUGAUGGCAAAAUCUGGGUAUCAAUCAAAUAUGUCCGAUUCCUAGACGACUCCCUGCUCUGCAGACCAGACAUUGGUCCUGCAGCCUUCCAGAUAUUUUUGAAGUACCUCAAAAAAAGCGGCUCCCAAGACCUAUGUGCGGUUGAGCUGCCUGACUGGGUGAAGGAAGGUUUCGAAGAUGCUGGAUGCAAAGGAAAGCUAAUGGAGAACACUCUGACAGAAAAGCAGUUUUUCUCAGAUGUUUUUUUCCCUCAUAUCCAUGACAUUGACAAAGAACUCCGUGAUCCCCUAAUGCAUUAUGUCUUAAAUGACAAACUGGACGAAUUUGCAUCAAUACUUAAAGAGACUCCAUGUAUCCCAUGCUCUGCCCAGAAUCAGCAAUUAGUGUUACCAUCCAGACUAAUCCACCCAGAAGGAAGAGUGGCCAAACUAUACAACACUGAUGAUGGAAGAUUUCCAGAAGGAACCUCAAAAGACUACAUGAAUCCAGUAUGCUUGGUCAAGCUAGUACAGCUGGGGAUGGUUAAGGAUGACCUUUCUUGGGAGGAUUUGAUUGAACGUGCUGAAUCUGUGUUUGAUCUAAAUGAAAAUGAUCAUACCGCUGCAUGUCUUCGGAGCAGCAUUAUUCUGAGUCUCAUUGAUGAGAAGCUUAAAAUGACAGAUUCAGGAGCGGGUCAACUGCUGGAAAAGUUACAAGACAUAAAGUUUCUUCCAUUUCUGACAAAGCCUGCAGGAUUUUCACUACCAUGGCAUGGGAAUACUUUCCCCCCAUCCACAAUGUUUUCAGCCAAAGAACUCUUUACAACAGACCACCAGGACACAGUGUGCUUGAUGAAACCUAUCCUAAAUGAGAAUUCUCCAUCAUUCAAAGGGUGUGGCACAAUAACUUUGGCUGUUAAAGAUUAUCUUGGAUUGCUAAGAAAGCCAACAGUUGGAUUAGUUGUCAGUCAACUUAAGGAACUUGCCAAGUCAUUUGAUGGAGUUACUCUGUAUCAAGAAAAUAUCACCAACGCCUGCUACAAAUAUCUUCAUGAAGAAAUGCUCCAGGAUGCCAAGGCAAAGACACAGAUCAAUGAGGAGCUGAAAACCUUCUGCUCCAUUCUUGUGGAGAACACUUACGUUGAGCCUUUCAAAGUUGCAUUCUACCAGAACUUUGAUGCAGCACCAUAUCUCUACCAGCUUCCCAACAAGUACAGAAACAGUUGCCGUGAGCUAUUUGAAAAUGUUGGGGUUCAGUCGAGCUUCACUGUUGAGAACUUUUCAGCAGUACUUGAAUUAGUGAAACAGGAAUGUGGCAGAAAAGCACUCUCUGAAGAUAAAUUUCAGCUCUGUCGUAGAAUCAUUAGUGAAGGAAUAUGGAGUUUAAUCAGAGAGAAGACACAGGAAUUCUGCCAAGCUGCCUACAGGGAAAUUCUUCUUCCUGAUACCCAUCUUACACUCCAGCCUUCAAAGUCUCUGUGUUACAAUGACUGCCCAUGGAUCAAAGUCAGAGAUACAACUGUGAAAUAUUGUCAUUCAGAUAUUCCAAGAGAGGUUGCUGUGAAACUUGGUGCAAUUCCCAAACGUCACAAAGCCUUGGAAAGGUAUGCAUCAAAUGUCUGCUUCACUACGCUUGGUAGUGAGUUUGGACAAAAAGAGAAACUCACAAGUAGAAUUAAAAGUAUUCUCAAUGCUUACCCAUCAGAAAAAGAAAUGCUGAAGGAGCUCCUGCAGAAUGCAGAUGAUGCUAAAGCCACAGAAAUCUAUUUUGUUUUUGAUCCAAGAACCCACCCUACAGACAGAAUAUUUGAUGACAAAUGGUUGCCAAUGCAAGGCCCAUCCCUUUGUGUCUACAACAAUCAGCCCUUCACUGAGGAUGAUGUCAGAGGAAUCCAGAACCUAGGAAGAGGAACAAAAGAAGCAAACCCAGGCAAAACUGGACAAUAUGGCAUAGGAUUCAACUCUGUGUAUCAUAUCACAGACUGCCCAUCAUUCCUUUCAAACAAUGACAUUCUGUGCAUCUUCGAUCCACACGCACGAUAUGCACCUGGGUCAACAUCUAUUAGUCCUGGAAGAAUGUUUAGGGACUUGGACUCUGACUUUAGAUCUCAAUUCUCCGAUGUGCUUAAUCUUUACCUGGGAACUCAUUUCAAGCUUGAACAUUCUACAAUGUUCAGAUUCCCCAUACGCUCAACAGAAAUGGCAAAAAUAUCAGAGAUCAGCUCUGUUGCUGCCUCAGACAGAAUGGUGCAAAACCUUCUGGAUAAAUUAAAAAAUGAUGGAGCAGAACUCCUCAUGUUCCUCAACCACAUGGAGAAAAUUUCCAUCUGUGAAAUAGAAAAACCUACAGGUGACCUGAAGGUGCUAUACUCUGUGACUGCUAAAAUUACAGAUGGUGACCGUCUGAAACGUAAGCAAUUUCAUGCCUCAGUGGUGGAUAGUGUGACAAAAAAGAAGCAACUCACUCAAAUCCCAGUCCAACAGAUAACUUACUCAAUGGAUAUAGAGAACACUGAUGGCAAUUUGACAACUUGGAUGGUCUGCAAUCGAUCUGGAUUCUCCUGCAUUGAGAAAGUCUCAAAGAGUGUAAUAUCAGCCCACAAAAAUGAAGACAUUACUCUCUUUCCACGUGGAGGGGUAGCUGCAUGUGUAAGCCACAACUACAAGAAGCCCCAUAGAGCAUUCUGCUUUUUGCCCUUGUCAUUGGAAACUGGCUUGCCCUUUCAUGUUAAUGGGCAUUUUGCCUUAGAUUCAGCCAGGAGAAACCUAUGGAGAGAUGACAAUGGAGUAGGAGUAAGAAGUGACUGGAAUAAUAACUUGAUGACCUUUUUGAUAGCUCCUGCCUAUGUGGAGCUGAUGACUCAAAUGAAACGACGCUACUUUCCAGGACCUGAUCCUACCAUGACUGUGUUACAAGGAACACCAAUCCACAUUGUCAAAGACACUUUAAGGAAAUUUCUGUUCUUCUUCCCAGUCAACAGGCUUGACAUCCAGCCAGAUUGGUACUGUCUUGUCAAAGCAGUGUACACCUGCAUUCAUGCUGACCAAAAACGUCUCCUUCCUGUUGUUAGGGCACCCCAGAUUGACAACACAGACUUGCAUUCUGCUGUAUAUAUCUCCUGGGUGAACACUUCCUCUUCUUCAAACAAAGGCAAAGCAUUCUUUGACAAUAUACUACAGGAUGAACUUCAACAUCUGAAGAAUACAGAAUACAACAUUUCCUCACGUAAGUCUGUUGCAGAAAAUGUCUUCCGACUCAAAGCCUUGCUUUUGGAUGUGGGCUUUAACUUGGUUCAUAGUUGUGAUGAAACAGCCAGUCUUUACUUCUGUUUGGAUGAUGCAGGAAUUCCAGUGAGCUAUGUUACCCCAAGGGAUGUACGAAACUUUCUACUCACAUUCUCUUCCCAAGAUACGUCCUGCCAAGUUGGGAAACUUCCCUGUCGACUCCAGCAGUCAAAUUACAAGCUAUUCCACAGCCUGAAGCUUCUGGUUGACUACUGCUUUAAAGAUGUUGAAGAGGAUGAAAUCGACAUAGUGGGGCUACCACUGCUGAUAACAAUGGACAACAUACUCCAGGUGUUUGAUACCAAGAGACCUAGAUUUCUGACCACACACCAUGAACUGAUCUCAUCAAGAAAAGAGCUGUUCAUGAACACACUGUACAUGAGGUACAACAACAUCCUAAUGAAAGCAGGUGUUGCAAAGAUCUUUGACAUCAGCAGUUUUGGGGAACUGUUAAGUUCUGUUCUACCACGUGAAUACAGAACAAGGAUCCCUGUGAAAUGGAGAGACAACUACGCUAGUGAGUCUUGGCUAAAAGGUGCAUGGCACUUCAUCAGUGAGAACAUCGCAGUUAAGGAAGAGCAGGCAGGUGCCAAACCCAAUUUUGAGACUGUACUUGACAUACUCAAAGACUGGGCUUUGCUGCCAGGAAUCAAAUACAUGGUUUCAAGCACCAAGCUGGUUGUCCCUGAUCAUGACAUGCUGCUACCUUUGGGUUUGAUAAGCACGGCAAUCUUUCCAAAUGGGCAAAAUGACAAAGUAUUCCACACUCUCAUGAAGGGGGGAUGCAUUCAGGUUGCAGUCAACAAAAUAUGCGUCAAAGAGAAUCCUGUCCUCACUCUUAUGGCACAGCAUACAGCAAACAUUGACAAUCCCUCCAGCAUCCUGAGAGCACUGGAGUACAUGAUUCAGACAUCAACUUUCAAAACAGGAAGCUUAACUGACAAAGACUUUGAGGCUCUCCUGUUGUACUUUAACUGCAAUUUGAUCAAUCUCACCGAAGAGGAUGCACAAACUCUGAAACUGCUCCCAUGUUUCAAAUCAGUCAGUGGCAGAUAUAUGAGCAUUGCAAACAUUGGGUCAUGCUAUGUUCUGGCAAAAAGUAUUCCUUCAGCAGAUAUGGAAAAAUGGGCCCACACAACACACUUUGCAUUUCUCGCUGACAAUCCUCAGCUGAAGGAACUCUACAGUUUCCUUAGAUGUUCACUGAUUGAUGAUCUGGAGGUCUACCUGAAGCAUCUUCUACCAAAGUUUGACAGCCUGUCUUAUGAUGCCAAAAUUGAUCACCUUGUCUAUCUGAAAGACAGACUUAUGGAUAUAGAGGAGUCUUGUGGGAUAAAGGAUCAGCUGUAUGAGAAACUGGAAGGUCUGUCAAUAAUCUAUGAUUACACCAACAGACUAAAAUCUACCAAAAUGUUCUAUGAUCAAACAGUAAAGGUGUUCGAAAUGAUGCUCCCUCCAAAAGCAUUCAUUCCCAAUGAUUUUUUCAAAAAGAUUGAACAAGUGUCAAAGCCAAAAAAUGGGACAGCAUUUCACACCUCAUGGAUCACAUUCCUAAGAAAUAUAGGUCUCAGACACAUUGUUUCUCAGCAGCAAAUUCUCCAGUAUGCAAAAGAGGUAAGCAUCAAAGCUCAAACUGAGAGCUGGUCAAAAGAAAAAACCCAAAUGAUUGUUGAUGUUCUCCUUAACCACAUAUUCAAUGAGAGGACAGACCUAUUUGUUGGCUCCUUCCUUAAGGAACUUUCCAUGAUACCAUUCCUGUGUCCUGAGCGCGCACCAACUGAACUCAUCCGGCUCCAUGCUCAAUUCCAAGAGAUGAAUGGCACUCUCCCUCUAAUACGUUUCAGUGGGUCUCAAGUCAAUCCAAAAUUCAAGCAAACCGAUAUAAUUCAACUGCUAUGGACAUCAUGUCCCAUUCUCCCAGAAAAGGCCACACCAGCAGCCAUUAAAGACCAAGAAGGAAGCACACUGACUGGCCAAGAACAACUGGACUUAGUGCUGACCAUGUUAAGUGUAAACUUGGAACCCCCCUUGGACAAAGUGAUAAGCAAUUGUAAAAAUAUCUGUAAUAUAUCCAAUCCUGAUGAUGACAUGGUGAAAACAAGAAACAAAGUCUUGAGAUCCACCUAUGAAUUUCUCAAUGCAGAUAAAAGAGACUUUCGCUUCCAGCUACGAGGGGUAAGUUUUGUCAUGGUUGAGGAGGGUUGGAAACUUCUAAAACCAGAGGAAGUUGUCAUCAACUUGGACAAUGAAUCUGACUUCAAGCCAUACCUAUAUAAACUACCACUACCACUUGGCACCUUUCAUCAGCUGUUUAAGCUCUUGGGAACAGAAGAUGUUGUAUCAACAAAACAAUAUGUUGAAGUGAUGUGCCGUAUUCACAGAAAUUCUGAGGGAAAACAGCUUGACCCUAAUGAAAUGAGAACUGUGAAAAGAGCUGUCUCAGGGCUGUUCAAAAGCUUACAAAAUGACCCAGUUCAGAUACGCAAAGACCUUGAGAGCCUGAGGGAUUUGAUAUUUUACCUGCCAAGUCACGAUGGCAGAUUAGCCAAAUCCAACAGUUUAGUUUUUGAUGAUGCCCCACACUAUAAGAGCAGAAUUCAGGGAAAUGUAGGUGUUCAAAUGCUUGUGGACAUGAGUCAGUGUUAUCUUGGCAAGGACCAUUCCUUCCACACAAAGUUGAUCAUGCUGCUCCCACCAAAGCUAAGGCCAAGACUCCUGAGUAGUAUUCUUGAGGAGCAACUGGACGAAGAGUCUCCAAAAAUGUGCCAGUUUGGAGCUCUCUGUUCACUUCAGGGUCGCCUUCAGCUUCUUCUGUCUUCAGAACAGUUCAUCACAGGACUGAUAAGAAUAAUGAAACAUGAAAAUGACAAUGCAUUCCUUGUGAAUGAGGAAAAAGCCAUACGAUUGUGCAAAGCACUUUGUGAAGGAUUGAAGGUGUCUUGUUUUGAGAAACUACAGACAACCUUAAGAGUCAAAGGCUGCAGCCCUAUCCCGCUUAGCCGGAGCGAAACACUUGCUUUCCUAAAAAGAUAUGGCACAGCUGUUAUUCACCUCUAUAUCCAGCACUCAGACAGCAAAGACAUAAAUUUUCUCUUAGCACUGGCAAUGACGCUGAAAUCUGCAACGGACAACUUGAUAUCUGACACAUCAUAUCUAAUUGCUAUGCUCGGCUGUAACGACAUCUACAGAAUUACAGAGAAGCUGGACAAUCUUGGUGUCAAGUAUGACUCCACAGAACCCUCAAAACUUGAGCUUCCUCUUCCUGGAACACCCAUACCAGCUGAGAUACACCAUAUACUCCUCAUGGAUCCAAUGAAUGUGUUUUACCCUGGAGAAUAUGUUGGUUACCUUGUAGACUCUGAAGGAGGAGAUUUUUAUGGUGGAUAUCAGCCCACAUACACAUAUGCCAUCAUUGUUCAAGAAGUGGAAAAAGAAGAGGAUGACAAUCCAAGCUUCCUUGGAAAAUGCUUCCAAAUUGACAUUGGAUAUAGUGAGUACAAAAUAGUCAGUUCGCUUGAUUUGUACAAAUUCUCUAGACAAGAAGAAAGUUCUCAUAUUCGAGACAGCAGUGCCCCAUCAACUCCAACAAGCCCCUCAGAAUGUCACUCUCCAGGUCCUGGCCCACGAUUGGUGCCUCCCCAUUUUACUGGAAAGGAAAAUCAUAAAGUCCCUCCUACAAAACAAUCUCCGAAAAAGAUAAGACUUAGCGCAUUGCCAGACAUCCUAAAAGAAGUUAGUUUAGUUAUUGAGCAAGCUUGGAAGCUCUCUGAAAUGGAAAGGAAGAAGAUUAUUCGUCGGUUGUAUCUGAAGUGGCAUCCAGACAAGAAUGCAGAGAAUCUAGACAUAGCUACAGAGGUCUUUAAGCACUUACAGAAUGAAAUCAACAGGAUGGAGAAGCAUACUCUGACAGAUCAACAUAACACAGACAGAGCAUCCAGGAGAACCUUCUCAACAUCCUCCACCCGCUUUCAGUCAGAGAAGUUUUCAUUUCAAAGGUUUUACACUUCAUGGAACCAGGAGGCCACAAGCCACAAAUCUGAGAAACAGCAGUUCCGGGAGCAGUUCACUACCUAUGCAGGUUCAUCACAUUCUAAUCGCUUCUUUGUACCCCCAACCUUCAAAUCUGUGGGAAAUCCUGUGGAAGCACGUAGGUGGCUUAGGCAAGCAAGAGCCAAUUUCUCUGCUGCACGGAAUGACCUUCACAAAAAUGCCAAUGAGUGGGUGUGUUUCAAAUGCUACCUGGCUACAAAAUUAGCCUUGAUAGCUGCUGAUUAUUCUGUCAGAGGAAAAUCCGACAAGGAUGUGAAACCCACAGCACUGGCACAGAAAGUGGAGGAAUACAACCCGCAGCUAGCAGGACUUGCUAAGGAUGUUAACAUACUGGAGGGAUACGGCGUGGACAGUCUAAGAACUCGUUAUCCUGACCUGUUGCCCUUUCCCCAGAUCCCCAAUGACAGAUACACAUCUGAGGUGGCAAUGAGAGUGAUGGAAUGUACAGCACGGAUCAUCAUCAAACUUGAAACGUUUGUGCAGCAAAAAAUCUAAUUCAGCCAUGCUUUUGUAACAAAUCAGCCAGUUAAAUCAAGAACAUAGGGAUAGACCCUCUAAACAAUAGAUUAUAGUGGCUGUGUGCAAAUCUGAUAUGUUUAUUAUUGUUUUGAGGCAAAAUGUAAUAUCCAGCAGGCAGCUGAUAGCUUAGAAAUGCAGAACGCCAAUACCAGAUUUGGUUAUGUGGCCCAUGCUGUAUGUAUGGCUCUUAACAAAAAGUGGUCUGAAAGUAAUUUGAUGUGGCUGUACCAUUUAACAAAGAGAUCAAUUAUUUAAAGCUGCAAUGCUGUAUAUAAAAAUGCUCCAGCAAUACUUUUUUAAACCAAAGUCCCAGGUUGAACAUAUUUGCCCUAAGUAAAUGAAUUCAACUAUGCUGCUUUUUUACUUUACCUUUUAUAAAAGUAUAUUUUUCUGCCAUAGACAACCGUUUGUCUUUACUUUGUUACCAUCUAAAACGUCAAGUCCAUUGAUGCUAGACAAAUCUUGAGUUGUAAUGUGUUCUUUUAGCAACAUUUGAAAAAGAACCAACACAACAACAUUCUACCAAAUUGUACAUUUCAAAAUAUUUUUUUUUUGUAUUUUGAUUGUUGGUUUACUUUUCUUUCUGAACAAGCUGUAAAUGUUUUGUAUUAUAGCCUUUGCUUGAAAAUGAAGAAAGCACUUUCUCAAAACACUUCCUGUACUUGCACUUGCAAAGCGCUUGUGUAACCCCACUAGAUUGGUAGUAUUAUUACUAUGAAUGGAAAAUCAUUAAUGUUGAGUCUAGCUUUCUUAUUUCUAUAGUUUAGACUGUGUUUUAUCAUUGUUGACUGUCUCAUCAAACAUAGUCAGUUUAUCAGACUUUGGGUAGGGUCUUUUAAGAGAACAAUUAUACUCCCCAUUUACUGUAAUAAUGUAUAUGCCGACGAGUAUGUAUAAUACAUCAGGUACUUUUUGGGUGACUCAUGAUUAUUGGUUUCUUUGAAAACAUUGUGUCAAAGUUGUAAUUAUGGAUUAGAUUAGAUUACAAUGAUUUAGGGCACGGACUUUAACAACAUUUUAAUGUAGCAGAAUAUUAGAGUUAUAUUGUAACAUGUUUAUUUUGCCAAAGUCAAAUCAAGCUCUGUUUCAUUUGGUGUUUAUAUCUUUUCAUAUCAGAGGAAUAGUAUGGAAAGCAUCCUUGUGUGGUGCUUGUUUUGGUCAAUUUGCUGUACACUUCUUGUGUUUUACUCUACAUGAAUGAUUUUGGGACAACAAAUACACUGGCAACAUAUUGUUGAUACAUUAAAAUUUUAUGUUUUUAAAUUCA
This is a messenger RNA of Esox lucius (northern pike), 15351 nucleotides long. RefSeq names its product sacsin molecular chaperone (gene sacs). Bases 276 to 14060 code for a protein of 4594 amino acids. The transcript has 11 exons. NCBI's taxonomy places the organism in Eukaryota, Metazoa, Chordata, Actinopteri, Esociformes, Esocidae. The record is from RefSeq and is a predicted model, not a curated record. Gene Ontology annotation, molecular function: Hsp70 protein binding.